AUGAAAGACCGUGAGCGGGGGGAAAAGGAGCAGCAGCUGUCAGCGGCAGAGAAGAGACUGAAACUGGCUGCAGAAGAAACGCAGAACUACAGGCACCAAAUUGAUCAAAUGCGACAACAAGUGCAGCAAGCAGAGUUCACCUUCAGACACCAGAUGGCUGUGUAUGAGAAGAAUGCUCACGACAAUUGGAUCAAGGCUCGGAUUUGGGAGAGGGAGAUAGCAGAGCAGAGCAGGGAAGCCGCCCACUUGAAACACAGAUUGGAGAUAAUGUCCAAAAAGAGGCUGCCCGAGGGAUACAGCCUGCACAAACCAACGUCGGGAAGACCUGGGAUGCAGAACCCUCCACAGAGAGAUCCGGGACCUGGUGCUGCGGCUGUGAGGAGCAGCAGCUCCGGGGGCAAGGUAAGUGCUGUGGUCAUUUUCAGUCAAAACACAGGCCCCGGGGUGCCCAGCUCCCCAGAGGUCCUGGUGCCCGUGGGCAGACCCCGAGCGGAGGAGAAGACCCCUUUGUCGGGGAGGGAAGCUGAGGCGGGGGACGGGCAGGGCAGGGGCCUGCAGGCAGAGCUUUUCCCCAGGAGCAGCUCGGCUUCCAGAGACACGGGUGGUGACGUGUGGUGA
Diceros bicornis minor is the source of this 618-nucleotide messenger RNA. RefSeq names its product transport and Golgi organization protein 1 homolog. Bases 1 to 618 code for a protein of 205 amino acids. The transcript is spliced from 8 exons. The record is from RefSeq and is a predicted model, not a curated record. Gene Ontology annotation, cellular component: endoplasmic reticulum exit site; endoplasmic reticulum membrane. NCBI's taxonomy places the organism in Eukaryota, Metazoa, Chordata, Mammalia, Perissodactyla, Rhinocerotidae. Gene Ontology annotation, biological process: vesicle cargo loading; endoplasmic reticulum to Golgi vesicle-mediated transport; protein secretion.